Messenger RNA from Lytechinus variegatus (green sea urchin), 2824 nucleotides. RefSeq names its product 5'-nucleotidase domain-containing protein 3-like. Bases 16 to 1593 code for a protein of 525 amino acids. Lineage: Eukaryota; Metazoa; Echinodermata; Echinoidea; Temnopleuroida; Toxopneustidae. The record is from RefSeq and is a predicted model, not a curated record. Gene Ontology annotation, molecular function: 5'-nucleotidase activity. The transcript is spliced from 15 exons.
CAUCACUUUGAAGAAAUGGCGUCUGCUGCUCUUCGUUCAGGGCGGAAAGUUCUCUGCAAAUCGCCCUUAAUUCGGCGGUUUUAUUCUAAACCAGUUUUGUAUGAUCAUGUAAUAGAUCGUCGGAUUAGUAAUCCAGCAAAGGUUCUGACAGAAAGUGACCUAUGGGAGGAUUACAAUUCACUGAAAAGUUACUGCGAGGGUUAUGCUGCAAACCACACAUUUAAAGUCGACCCAAAGACUGUAUUUGCCAACAACGAAGUAAGCUUGGACGAUAUUGAGGUGUAUGGUUUUGACUAUGAUUACACGCUGGCUUGUUACAACGAUGCAUUACAUCAUCUCAUCUAUAAACAGGCUCUUGACAAUCUGAUCCUGAAGAAAAAAUUUCCGCCUGGUAUCCAGGAUAUGCCUUACAAUCCAGAUUAUCCAAUCAGAGGACUCCAUUUCGACACACAAAAGGGUGUUCUGUUGAAAGUUGAUGCUUUCCAUCACAUACAGCUUGGUACAGUGAGGAGAGGUUUGCAGGCAGUAAGCAAUGAAGAAGUUAUUGAGAUGUACGGCGGAACCCAUAUACCUGACGAAAUGAUAGUUGAUCGCAGCAUGCAUGGCUAUGAGAAAGGUCUUCGUCAGCUGAUGGAUAUGUUUGCUACAGCUGAGAUGUGUCUUCUCGUCAAUGUCAUAGAGUUUUUAAGGACACGAGGAUUUGACUAUGAUGCUGAAUAUCUCUUUCAUGAUAUUCACAAUGCUGUGAAAGAGGUACAUUACUCCGGAUCAAUGCACACUGAAGUUGCCAACAAUGUCCAUGAAUAUCUUCAGAUGGAUACCGGCAUUCCUGAACUUCUUCAAAGACUGCACGACGCAGGGAAACAACUCUUCCUUAUCACCAAUUCAGAAUUUGCAUUUGUGAAUAGUGGAAUGUCCCACCUCAUUGGAUCUGAUUGGGCUAACCUCUUUGACAUCAUUGUAACUCAGGCCAGGAAACCGCAGUUCUUCAACGAUACCGCAAGGCCUUUCAGAUCAAUCUACAGGAAAACAGGGACACCAUCUUGGGCCAAAGUCACAGAACUCAAGAAAGGAAAGAUAUAUCUUGAGGGCAAUGUAGAGCAGUUUACCCAAUUAACAAACUGGCAUGGAUCAGGUGUGUUGUACUUUGGAGACCAUGUGUACAGUGAUUUGGUCGAGCCAUGUUUGAAGAAUGGCUGGAGGACUGGCGGUAUUAUACCGGAACUCGAUGAUGAGAUCGAGAUCUGCAACUCCCUUCCUUUCAAGAGAGCGGUCAUAUGGCUGAAUGCAUUACAAGAUCUUAUAGAAGCGCACCAGGUACAUGAGUCAGCUGACUGUCGAGCUGUAGUGAAUUCAUGGAUCACUGAGAAAGACCAGCUUAGGAUGACGACCAAGUCUCUGUUCAACCAGCAGUUCGGCAGUGUCUUCCGUACGCACCACAACUACUCCUACUUCACGUCCCGUCUCUGCCGCUUCGCAGACAUCUACAUGUCCUGCGUCGGCAACCUCCGCAACUACUCGUUGACGCACACCUUCUACCCCCGGCGUACGGCCCUACCUCACGAACUUUCGUAUAACUUCACAGUGCAAUGACCCCCAUGCAUAGAUGAACCUAUUAGUAAUGAGGUCGUUAUUGUAGCUGGAAUGUUGCCAGUUUACCGAGGACGAUCUAAUGUUAUCAGUGAAAGCCGUUUGUUCGAAGCGCCUGUAUCAGGUGUAUGUGAUUGGAAAUAGUUGCUUUCAAAGCAAUUUGAGAUCAAGCUUUGGCAAGUUCAACCAUUUCAGUUUAAAGUUAUUUCACAAAGAGUCUUUCCAUGAUUGACGACCCUUUGGAGUAAAACAAAAGAGUAAUAAAAUAUGAUUUUUACUUUUGUGUGUGUUGUAUGUCACUCAUAACAGGUUCUGACUAGUCUGCAGGCACAGACCCUGAUUUAAACUGUUAUCAACAAGUGGGUCUUCACACAAGACUAGCACAUAUAAAAUUUGCUGUUUCAAUUCAUAGCGAAGGGGCCUUCAAUACAUUAUGUAUGCUUUGCUUUCAGACCCCUUUUAAUAAUCGAGUGAAGGGUUUGCACAGCAGACUAGGUUCUGACCACCAGUGAAAUAUGUGUCACACUAGUAUUCUAAUUCUGCAUGGCUAGGGGUUGAUGUCAAAGGUUUUUUUCUUUAAGUCACUGGCGGGUAAAUGUAUUUGAUUGCAUUUACAAAAUACCAUCAGUAUAGAUUUGAUUGCAUUCUCUAUCACCAUCAGAUGGAUAUAUUUGAAUGCAUUUUGUAAAACACCAUCGGAUUGAUGCAAUAUGAAUGCAUAUUUCAUCUCAAUCUGGGUGAUAUAUUUGAAUGCAUUUAAAACUGCAAUCAGGUGAUGUACCUGAAUGCAUUUGAGAUCACCAUAAAAACACAUAUUUAAAUGCAUUAUUAUUUACUGAUUGAAUGAUUUAUUUGGAAUGCAUCUUUUAUAACUUUCAAGGAGAAAUAUUUGAAUACAUUUUACUUGAUAGUUUGUAUUGUGGCAUUGUUUGUGGGCAUGGUGGCUCAGUGUCCACCUCUUGAAUGUGAGGUCAGGUGUUCAAUCCCUGGCCAAGUUAUACCAAAUACUGACAAAUAAUGGACCUUCGAUAUUGGUGUUCUUGUUGGUGCUAUGUCUUUCUUGCAUUGUGUAGUAUAGAUUUGAAGAAAGUAUUACAAACCCUUGACCCUUUUUAAUAUUUUGUAUUCAUAGUUUGUGUACCCAUGCAAUGACUUCCAAUUAUUAGUGUGUUGGUAUUGAUUUAAUCAUUUCACCAUGGAAGUCUCUGUAUAUUGGGGUGUGGUGUACAAAGAC